AAGCUCAGCUAGCUAGCUAAUUUAACAGCAACAAACACAGCAGCCGAGUCGCGAGUCUGGAGCUUUCGCCAAACGCAAACUCAAUAUCCAAGGCUAAAAUGGCCUCUUUAGGAGAACCUGUGCGUCUGGAAAGAGACAUAUCUCGUGCCAUUGAGCUGCUGGACAAACUCCAGAGAACAGGGGAAGUGCCUCCCCAGAAGCUGCAGGCACUGCAGAGGGUUUUGCAGAGUGAGUUCUGCAAUGCCGUACGGGAGGUAUAUGAGCAUGUGUAUGAGACAGUGGACAUAAAUAGCAGCCCAGAGGUGAGGGCGAAUGCAACAGCAAAGGCUACAGUGGCUGCAUUUGCAGCCAGUGAGGGUCAUUCUCAUCCACGCGUGGUAGAGCUCCCUAAAACAGAGGAAGGACUGGGGUUCAACAUCAUGGGUGGGAAGGAACAAAACUCACCCAUCUACAUCUCUCGCAUCAUUCCUGGAGGCAUCGCCGAUCGGCACGGCGUCCUGAAGAGAGGAGAUCAGCUGCUGUCUGUUAAUGGAGUGAGUGUAGAAGGAGAGCACCAUGAGAAAGCUGUGGAGCUGUUGAAGGCUGCUCAGGGUACAGUGAAGCUGGUGGUACGGUACACCCCUAAGGUUCUCGAAGAGAUGGAGUCGCGCUUUGAGAAGUUGAGGUCUGCCAAACGCCGGCAACAGAACAACUACCCCCAGUAGGGCGUCUCGCCUGAGCCCUCCACCCCUCCCAUCUCUCCUUCCCUCUCUCUCACUUUCUCUGUCAUUGUCUUUAAUUCUUCUGCCAUCUGUCUUCCUCGUUCACACUCGCUCACCCCCUUUCUCCAGUCAGGGAUUAGCCACAUGUUUGGCACUCCUUUUUGUGAAAAUUUUCUAAAUCCUCACCUCCUCAACAGUUUUUUAACAGUCUUUUCACACACUUCUUUCUCAUAGCAUGAACACUACUACAUUGGCUCUGGAUGUUGUCAUGUAGACAUCACACACACACACAUGCACUGUUGGUGCAUUACUAAGAAUGUACUGUCAUUUGGGAUGUUGAUUAGUUAGAUAUGCAAGGGGACCAUUGCAAUGUUCAACUCCUGAGGUCAUCUGAAUGAAAAUGUCAAAAAAGUGCCUCAAGAGAUUUACAAAAAAGCCCCCACUACAUCCCAUCGUAGGCUGUGUUUUAUGGUCCAAGCACAAAAUGAGAGAACACUACCACCAUGUUAAAAUGCAAAAUGACUGUAAGAUUCAUUGUGUAUCAUUGAAUGAAAGGUUUAUGAUGUUUAUUAUGUUUGCCCACAGAAAAAGGAAAAGUUCACCAGAAAUGUUAAAAUCUCAUUUUGAGUCUCCAGAGAGAUAAAUGGCAGAGCGCUGACACAAGCAUCCCAUCAGUCCUGCUGUUUCAAACACAAAUAUGUCAGCUGUAAAUAUACUCUUAUACAAAAAAUGUCCGUCCGAUAUCGCUAACUGAUUGACUCUUCACAUCAUGUUUACAGUACAAACUGACACCAUUUUUUCUUUCAUGAAUGUGUGCACAGAGAAAAAUGCUGUGAAAAUCUCAUCAGCUCUGUUGAGUUCAAUAUCAACCUGUAUCAACAAGAAUAUUAAACUAUUUGGGUUUGUUUAGUCUUUUAGAGCCACAGAACAUGUUACAUAUGCUCCCGAUUACUCCAUUUAAACAGUCUGCAUUUGAUUGAAUAUGUGAAUGGAGUGUUUAUGAAUUGUUCAACCAAACAGCAGUUCAGAGGAGAUGCUUGUGGCACCGUUUGAGUGUUAGAUAAAUAGAAAUAUGCCCCUUAAAGCACACAGAAACACAAUGAAGCAGUCACUGGCUCUUAUUCAGGCUUGUGUUCCAUAUUUUUGUUUGUAGAAUUUAAGAUUUUAAUUUAAAUCCUCACAGCAAAACCCCUAAAUUUAAAAGCGUAGGGGGAAUUUUGUUUUUUAUCUUCUGUUGUUUCAAAACGCUUUCUGAAUGUUAAUGUGGCACUUGCAUUUCAGUCAGCUGUGGGUCCAUAUGUUACACCCAGUUCACACUGAUCAUUACAACGAUCUGCAUCAUGUUUCAGAAUCAGUUCACUUAAAUGGUUAUAUUAGCAUAUCAUGAGGUAGCAGCUGAGCAUAAUGCUAGCAAAACAGCAAUGAAUGCAUAAACGAAUGUCAAAGAACACCGACCUUAUUCACUAUUCAUUAUAUGAGACCUGUCUAAAUGAAGUUCAAGUGAAAUUUUUAUUAAUUGGUGCUGUCGUUUUCAUUUUCUUUCAUUUAUUUUGUCCUAUUUUUUUUCCAGAUUCCUUUUUUGAUCAAUCAUUUCUCAGUAAUUAAUUUAUACAUAUCAAUGUCUACAGGGAAAGAGAUGCAGAUCUGGA
This is a messenger RNA of Sinocyclocheilus rhinocerous, 2350 nucleotides long. RefSeq names its product protein lin-7 homolog C-like. Gene Ontology annotation, molecular function: protein binding. The record is from RefSeq and is a predicted model, not a curated record. The transcript has 5 exons. Lineage: Eukaryota; Metazoa; Chordata; Actinopteri; Cypriniformes; Cyprinidae. The coding region runs from base 99 to 704 and encodes 201 amino acids.